CCGCAUAGUGAGAUAAAUAGAGAGUACGAAGAGUAAAUAAAUAAUUCGCGUGGCUCGGUUGUUAAAACGGUCGUCAGGACGAUCGAAUGUUAUCGAAAAGAAUCAAUUAUCCCAGCCCCGAAUAGCCGCUGGUAAUAUCGGCCCGCAGCUCGGUAACAAUACCCAAUAGAGUGAUAAGAAAAAAUAGUGCAAUCGUGUGCAUGCGGUUAAUUCCCGAUACCACAAAACACGAUGCUCCGUUUACGAAGCGAUACGAAAAGGCGAGUUCGGCUGGUGUAGCUCACGAGAUCUGUACCGCAGCAUGAAGGAGAUGCUUGGAGGUUGCUGCGUAUGUUCGGACGAGAGGGGUUGGACGGAGAAUCCGUUGGUUUAUUGUGAUGGCCAGGGGUGCACGGUCGCCGUACACCAAGCUUGUUAUGGGAUUGUUACGGUACCAACUGGCCCAUGGUAUUGCAGAAAAUGUGAAUCGCAGGAACGUAGCGCACGGGUGGAGCAGCGCUGCGAGCUGUGCCCAAGCAGGGAUGGAGCUCUCAAGAGAACGGAUCAGGCGGGCUGGGCGCACGUUGUGUGUGCUCUUUACAUACCUGAGGUCAGAUUUGGCAACGUUACAACGAUGGAGCCAAUUAUCCUGCAAUUGAUACCAUCGGAGCGAUUCAGUAAGACAUGUUACAUCUGUGAAGAACAAGGCAGAGGCGGCAGGGCUAAUGUGGGAGCUUGUAUGCAAUGUAACAAAGCAGGUUGCAGACAACAAUUUCAUGUUACUUGUGCUCAGGCUCUGGGACUGCUUUGCGAAGAAGCUGGUAAUUAUUUGGACAACGUAAAAUACUGCGGUUAUUGUCAGCAUCAUUAUUCAAAACUGAAAAAAGGGGGUAACGUUAAAACAAUUCCUCCAUAUAAACCAAUCCCAGCAGACAACGGUUCUUCGGAUUCGUCGCCCGAAAAAGAGGCUGAAACACCUGUAAAAACGUCGAGCAGCGGUAAGCGCAAGAGUUCAAACUCAAAGAUGAACGCGGCGUCGUCGUCGUCGUCGUCUAGUUCAAAGAGUAAAUCAAGCGCUAGUCCUAGCUUAGAAAUAAAUGGAAAUGCCGACGAAAAAAGUGGAAGUGGUCGUAAUACGCCUAAAGAAAAUUCUUCCAACACAAGUAAAUUCACCACCUCAAAUUUCGUAGAGACCGUUGUCACUCAGUCGGAGAGUGUUUUUGGGCACGAGAACGUUACUGCAAAGUCUGGAUCUAAUUCAAAUGUGAUUCACAAAAGCAGCAGCCUGUCCAAAUCCAGUUCCUCCACGUCCGGUAAGGCCUCUAGCCAUGUGAACAAAAAGAGAAAAACCGGCGCCCGAACACCGACUGUUAUUGGAAAUGAAAAUUCAAAUCAUUCCGUUAGUUCCGAGGCAAGUGGUUCGGUUGUUGUCGCUGUUAGUUCAGUCCUUCAGCAAACUAUUAACACUAACAUUGUUCUACCAACCGUUACCGAAGCUACCAGUCUGAGUACAACCACCGAUCCUGAAAAAACAAAAAAGUCGAAAAUAGAGAGUCCGCCGGCACAAUCAUCCUUGCAUCCUCCAAUCACAACUGAGACUACAACAACAACACCAGUUAUAACAUUGAUCACUCAAGCUCAACCUUCAGUUCCUGCUCAGUCACCUACCACGACUUCCAACAGCAUUGUUGUCUCUGUGCCGUUGACGGCGACUUCUCUUCCCAGCUCCGUUCAGAGUGUUGUUACAAACGCUCCCACCCUCUACCAGCAAAUACAGCAAAGUGUAGUCACUACAGCUGCUACCAAUGAUUCCAAACGAAGUCCAAUUCCAGGUGACGACAUGCCAAACAAGAGAUCACGGUCACACUCGUCGGACAAGCCGGAUAAACUGCGGAAGCCGAAACGGGGCGGCACUUCGAGCAGUCAGCCGGUUCCGCCACCGCCACUAACAACAACGACAAUAUCAACAACCCUUCCCAAUAGUAUAGUCAGCACAACUAAACGCGGAAGUCGAAGUAAUCAUCCAACGCCACCACCACUGAUAACCGUGGCCCCAGUACCAUCCAUAAUUCAAGGGCCCAGCCAAGCAGUCGGUCACUUCAGCAGUGUCGGAACUGGUUCAGGGAUGGGACCUACUGUCAAAGAUUCACCACCUAGCAGCCCUGGUUCGGAAAGCAUGAGCAACUCUGGACCUGUUCGACGAAAGCGCAAAAGCGCUGGAGGAGCUUCUACCACACCAACACCUUCCACGUCAAGUUCCACUCCGACAGCCAUGGCGAACAGUACUAAGGAUGAAAAAGAUGUAAAAUUGUUCCAAAAUGGUAUCAGUGCACCACAUAUGCUUGGGAAUCAAUUGAAUCCCACUUCUACAAUGGCACAAAAAAUGUCUGACACUCUCACCCAAGAACUAGAGGCUCACUCGAUUUUCACCGAAGCUAAUAAUCCUACGAGCAGCUUGGUUGGACCACAGUUACACAGUCAUGUCAUUGCCUCUGUAAGAUCCAACCAAUCUGCACCCGCGACAACGUCUUUAUCAUCCGUUUUCGCAACUAACACUGGUCCAAAUACUGGCGGUUCUGGUGGCAAUGUGUUGGGUGGAGGUGCAAUUCCUCAGACAUUGGAUCAACUACUCGAAAGGCAGUGGGAACAGGGCAGUCAAUUUCUCAUGGAACAGGCCCAGCACUUUGACAUUGCCUCUCUUUUAUCGUGCUUACAUCAAUUGCGAGCGGAAAAUCUGAGGUUGGAAGAGCAUGUCAACAGUCUGCUGCAAAGAAGAGAUCACCUGCUAGCAGUGAAUGCUCGGCUAGCUAUUCCACUGACCACACAACCAAACACACAUACAGAUUCUCUUUUUCAUAUAGUGAACAACAUACAUCCUUCGGUGAAUCCGACGCAUUCGAAUAUUCCGCAUUCGGAUAUCCAGCCAGGAGGACCCGCCCCAGUUUCUCGGGUCAACCGUGAAGCCAGAGUGAAUAAUAGCUACUUACCUCAUUCAAGUUCCAGUUCGCAUUCCACUGUCAUGGAAAACGGAUUACCACCCGACCCUUCCCCACCUGCAGCUGCCUCCUUGACACAAUACCAACACAGAGGCUCACUUGUUCCUCCCCAACCAAGUCCAACGAUCAGGCAUGGUCCAGCAGGGACUGGUUACCAUCAAGCUCAACCUAGCAAUAUCGUUUCGCCUGCAAGUGCAAACAGCUCGGGUGUCGUUCGAAAUUCAUCGGUGACACCAGAUCCUCUACGAGGUGUACCUAGAUCCGUGGCGCCUUCAUCGAGCAACUAUAUGCCCACACUGUACCAGCAAACAAUGUCCAAUUUGGCUAGCAGUCAAACGGGAAGCAUACACAACAUACAUUCACACGGACCUGCGCCUACCAGCCACGGACCUCCGGGCAAACCCAGCUGAAGGUAGGUGCGAGCCCAGAACGGGCACAACAUUGCAUCUUCAACUAGAUCUCAGGCUACACCUUGCGCUAGCGAGCCGCGUUUUCAUCAUAAGCGGUAAACUGCUCGGAGUUAUACUAAUAUACAGAUCGGCAGUAUACGUAUUGAUACGGGAAAGAAGAGAAUGAGGUGAAUUUUAUGAAUGUAAGUAUAAUCAAGUCGUGAGGUUGAGGCAACACGAAAAUUUAGUUGCCUCGAGAGAAUAUCUAUCUUGUCCUUAUUAAAUCAUCUUCAAUGGAAGUUAACUGUGUCCUGUGACAGAAUUUUACUUGCAAUUAGAAGAGGGUUUACAUUCAUUGAACUUUUUAUUCGAGGGUAUUAAUUUGCAUUAAUUUUCCUUUUAUUCCAUUCAUUUUUCAUAUAUUGAUACGUAUCGUAUGCACGCAAUUAUUGUCUUUGAACGAUUCGUUUCAGCGAAAAAAUUCUUGCGGGUAAUAAAGAAUCGACUGCAUAUCCAGACCGAAUAGAAUUAACAGUUAUCAGCGUAUUUUAAUUGUGAGAGAAAAAAAACUGAUUACUCUCUCACAGUCUUUUCAACCGAAUCACGUUAUUCAGGAUAUGUAUACGUAUUUCAGGAAUAUGUUUAUAUUAAAAUCCAAUUUGGCAGUACAGAAAAAAUUUCUAUACGUCUGUAUUUUUGACGAACGAAUUCUCAUUUACGGGGAAUGAUCCGUAAGUAGCACUUUUAGUAUGCGAGAUAAAGAUAUUGAAUUAAAAACUUGCAAAAUUUAAUGUCAAUGACAUGGCGCAAUAGCUUUUAAUUCUAUUUUUGCGAGCAGUGCACCAGCUGUUUUAUAUGUUCUUCAUAUGCUACGCAGCAGGAAAAACAAUUAUAAAGAAAUAAAAUGGUCAGUUUAGCAUGGUAAAAUAUUGAAAAUGGAAAAAAAAAAAAAAAUCAACAUGUUAAAUUUUCUUCAUACCAAUUUGAUGGAAUCGUUAGCGUUUCAUUAUUUUUGGUAUGAGCGGUAAUAAGACUCAAGUCUCGUUCUUGGUUUAUGUACAAAAUAAAACAAUGACGAAUGUAAAACUGAUUUUAUCUUUGGGUGUGUUAUUAUUAUUAAUGAUUGUUGUAAUUGUUACGUCUAUCUUAUGUUAUUGUUAAAACACGAUUAAUAACCAGAAUUAGAAGAAAAACGUCAUUAAAAUGUGACGGGGAAAUUCUCGAACUAUACAAUGUAUCACGUGUAUGUCAUUAGCAUGCACGAAAUUUUUCGCAUUGGUGUUGUACGAUUUUUUUUCCCUUGUACGUAUGAUAUAUAAAAUCAAAGAGGCACAUCCUUCAGCAUCUUUGUUUUCUACAUAAACUAAGGGUCAUUCACUAUAUUAUGAUUGAUUAGAGGCUGAUUUUAGGGUAUAACAUUUUUAAUUUUUAGGGUGUUUUAAUUGCUGCAAAAGGAUCCGAAUGAAAUUUAUUUGACAACAGCGAUCAGAUCUGUUUUUUGUUUGUAUAGGGAUAAAGAAAGUAAAAAAUUUUUUGGUCCUUUCAUUCAUGAGGGUUUAUAUUUUCUGUCGAUUUGAAAAUUUUCGACAAAUUUUCGAUGACAACCAAAAACAGGUCUUCAAUACUUAUGAACUAAUGAAUUUUUAAGUAUGAGCUGGUAUAAGAAGUUUUCUCGCAUGUCAAAACAAUCUUAAAAUAGCGUUGUGUCAAAAAUUUACACUUGACACUAAAUAUGAAUAAAAAUCCCACAGAUGUACAAAUAUUAGAAACGUAAGUAAGUUUACUUAUCGUGAAGGGGAGAAGGGGAAAUGAAUAGAAUUAAAAAAUAGCAAUAAUGAUAGUAAUUGUAUAAUAAAUCAUUUUAAAUUACACACACGUACAAUUGAAUGUCCGUUAAUGAAAAUUGGUAUGUGAUUUCAAAUUUAAAAGAAUCAAGCAAAAUUAUCUGAUGAACUAUUUAAACGACAAAUAUAUUUGAAAUUUAAUGUACAGCUGUUGGAAGAUAAUCAAUUUCCACGUUGCUUUCAUUUUGUUAUUUAAGUAUUAUUAUAUUAUUUCGGCUUUUCUCUUGGUUUCGUUUUGUUUUCAACCGCCGAAUAUAAAUCUUUAAUAUGUCUAGCUACUAUGUAACCGAAUUUAUAAGAUCGACAUAACGAUUGGAAAUAUACAUAUAAUAAAAAAUUGUUCACGUAUGUAUAAUAGAUUCGUUUGCUAAAUUUAACUCGCAUACAAACUGCACCCAAUAUUGUAAAUUUGGAAUGAAUUUUUUUUAUCUUAUUUCAAAACCAGUAUCGAAAAUUAAUUGUGAACCAUAAAAAUUAAUAUUUAGUUGUAUAAUGUAAACGACAAACACUGCCUUCCAUUAACGCCAAUUUUGAAAUAGGUCAACGCUCUUGUGAGCGUAGAAAUUUAUAGCGAGCAUGAAUUAGUUUUAUUUUAUAAUUAUCAUUAGUUGAUUGACUAUCUAUUAUUACUUAAUGAAUAAAAAACAAAUCAAUUGUGACAUAGACUGCCGUAAAAAGACCGAUCAGCCAGGGUAUCCCAGGGACUACCCUUAGAAAAUUCAUUUUCAAAAUUGCCAAUCAUCUCAUCUUGUUUUGCGUUAUUUAUUUUGUUUCAAAUCGCUUCUCAAUAAAGAGCACAAUAACCAACAAUUUCAAAAAUAAUAUUCCAUUCAUUUCUAAGAACAUUCUAUUGGGAUAUGGUUCGUAUCUUCACCGAGAGUAUAAUCCGUUGAAUGAUGUAUUAAUUGACAAGUAGAAUUAGAAUUCAUUUUUUUUCCUAUUAAAAAUAAAAUGAUCGCAUGUAUAUAUACCUAAGCCACAAGCUGUGAGCUCAUUUUAUAUUUACAGAUGAUUCAGUUUAUUGUAUACACAUGAAAUAACGCUUUGAAUUUAUUAUUUUUGUCAAACCUUUUUUUUUCGCAUAUCAUUCUUUAUUCCGAUUAUUAUCAAUGCCGAGAGCAACAGAUUACAAUGAUCGUAAUAAAGUAAUAGAGAGAAUUCAUUUCAAUUUUUGAGAAAAAGCAAACUCUUCUCUUAACAAAAGAUCCGCUAAGAACUACAAAUUCUUUGAUUAUUCUUCGUCAUUGAAACAAAUUGAUUGAGUAGACCUCUAUUUAUUACACAUGCAAAUUUCAUUAGCGAAUUAAUGACAGCCUGAUAGAAUAACUUUACACAUUGCUUGUGGAGAAAAUUUAUCACCUUCUUGUUUCUGUUUUUGUCAUGAAUUAUUUUUUGUCUCUAAAACAGGAGUAUUAGCACCUGUGUAAAAAUAUCAUUUGCCCUCGAUAUUUCAUCUAAGUCGCAAAAAAAAAAAGAACACCACAUAUUUCUAAAUCGAUGAAAAGAAA
Molecule: messenger RNA, 6716 nt
Organism: Neodiprion virginianus
Lineage: Eukaryota; Metazoa; Arthropoda; Insecta; Hymenoptera; Diprionidae
Gene: Alh
Product: protein AF-10-like
Exons: 13
Coding region: 302-3385 (1027 amino acids)
Biological process (GO): regulation of transcription by RNA polymerase II
Cellular component (GO): nucleus
Molecular function (GO): histone binding; nucleosome binding
Source: RefSeq, a predicted model, not a curated record